This is a messenger RNA of Nelumbo nucifera (sacred lotus), 1232 nucleotides long. The record is from RefSeq and is a predicted model, not a curated record. Lineage: Eukaryota; Viridiplantae; Streptophyta; Magnoliopsida; Proteales; Nelumbonaceae.
AAAUUCACCGCCAAAACCUAGGGUUCCUUCUUUUUCCUCCCGCGUCUGGCGUCUCUCUGCUUCUCGCGAUUCCAUCUUUCUCUCCACUCUCGAAAUUUAGGGUUUCUGUUCUUCUUCUUCCAACAAACCCCCAAAAAAAAAAAGAAAAAAACUCCCCAUGGGAACCCCGGAGACCUCUAGAGAGCCCUGUCCGGACCGUAUCCUAGACGACAUCGGCGGCGCUUUUGGCAUGGGUGCGGUGGGUGGCUCCGCCUUCCACUUCUUGAAAGGAAUCUAUAACUCCCCAAAAGGCGAGCGCUUGAUCGGUGGUUCUCAAGCGGUCCGCAUGAAUGCUCCACGCGUUGGCGGCAGCUUCGCCGUCUGGGGUGGUCUGUUCUCAGUCUUCGACUGCUCUAUGGUCUACAUCCGCCAGAAGGAAGAUCCUUGGAACUCGAUCUUUGCUGGUGCCGCCACCGGUGGGUUCCUCCAGAUGCGCCAAGGUUUGGGUGCGGCUUCGAGGUCGGCACUGUUUGGUGGUGUAUUGCUUGCUUUGAUCGAAGGCGCUGGAAUCAUGCUUAAUAAGGUCUUGAGUGUUCCUCAGAAUUUUCCUCCAAUGAUGGAGGAGCCACUGCCGAAUAUGGCUGGUGGGCCUGGCUUUCCUAUGGGGCAGUUGCCGAGUGCCCCGGCGACGAUAGAGCCUUCGACGGAGGGGUCUUCUUCUUCUUGGAUUGGUGGGUUAUUCGGUGGUGGUAACAAACAGGAGAAGGGGGCUAGUAGCGGUGGUGGAAGCAAGACGGAGAUUUUGGAGAGUUUUGAUACGCCCAGUACGCCGAUUCCAUCCUUUGAGUACAAGUGAGAUGGGUGACGGCCUACGUGGAUUAUUUUAGUGGAGGAACUGAUUGAUUUUUUAUGAAGCCGUUGUCUUGGUUGCUCAGCUACAAAUUGAUUUGUUUGGUGGUGAGCUGCAGAUGUUUUAAUUGGUUUUGGCAACGUGAUCUGCAAGCAUUUUAACAGUUCACUUCAAGUUUACAUAAAUCCGAAGAUUUUGUAUUGGAAAAAUAUGGUUCUUAUGGACCACGACACGAUCAUGAUGUAUGCAUGGAAUGCUCUGAUGGUAUUUGGGGUGAUUUCUUGCCUCAUCUUUUAUUUAUUUUAUUUUUCAAAAAGAAUGGCGGGAGUGUUUCAAACUUUUUAUGGGUUACUGAAUAUUGGAUAGUAUAGAGGGAGGCAGGAUUGAGUCCCUCAAUUCUUCA